GGGGGCGGGCGGGCGGCCCGGGGCCCGGACAUAAGAUGGCGGCGGCGUUGCUGGGGAGGCGGCGGCGGCGCUUGCGGCCGUGCGGGCUGUCGCGGAGCGCGGGCGGUGCGCGGCUCUGCCCGGGCUCGCAGGGCGGAUAGAGCGGGGCCGGCCGGGCGGAGCGGGGCCGCCAUGGGCUCGCAGGUGCUGCAGAUCCUGCGCCAGGGCGUGUGGGCGGCGCUGAGCGGCGGCUGGUACCAGGACCCGCACCAGGGCGCCGGGGUCAACGCGCUGCACCUCUACCUGUGGCUCUUCCUGCUCGGCUUCCCCUUCACCCUCUACAUGGCCCUUCCUUCUUCCAUGAUGAUAGUAGCUGUCUACUGCCCGGUAAUAGCAGCACUCUUUAUCGUUUUGAAGAUGGUGAAUUACCGCUUGCACAGGGCGCUGGAUGAGGGAGAAAUUGUGGAGAGGAAUGCCACUGAACGUAUGGACAGAGGUGCAAAAACAGAACAAAGCAAUGUUUCGGCCAAGAGGAAAGACAGCAAUGGGCCCAGUGACCCUGGUGGAGGGAUUGAGAUGUCAGAGUUCAUACGAGAAGCCACUCCUCCUGUUGGCUGUAGCUCACGCAAUUCUUAUGCUGGAAUAGAUCCAAACAACCAGGUUGGAUCUGGGUUCUCUCGUCUGGGAACAGCAGCAACAAUCAAAGGAGAUACUGACACUGCCAAGACCUCUGAUGAUAUCAGUUUAAGUCUUGGACAGAGUUCUAGCCUAUGUAAAGAAGGGAGUGAAGAACAAGAUUUGGCAACUGAUCGGAAGCUUUUUCGUCUGGUGUCGAAUGACUCGUUUGUCUCCAUCCAGCCUUCACUAUCCUCUGGACAGGAUUUGCCAAGAGACAACAGUGAUAAAGUGUGCCUCUCGAACAACCAGCUUGUGGACCAGUCUAAAACUAGUGCAUGUGAUUCAGAAGUAGCUUCUCUUAUAACUCUGCAUUCUCACUCCUAUAGAAAGGAUCACAGGCCACGAGGAGUACCAAGGACUUCUAGCUCUGCUGUCGCUUUUCCAGAUGCUUCAUUGAAUGACUUCCCUCUCUAUCAACAAAGACGAGGACUAGAUCCCGUCAGUGAGUUAGAAGCUUCCAAGCCCCCUUCUGGAUCCAGAGAGUCCUUGGCUGAGAACUCUUGUAUUUCAGGAGUUUUUCAGUUAGAUGACAUUCUGAAAAGUAGCAGCCCUCAACCAUUGGCUAAGAGUGGGAAGGGUAAAUCCUUGAAAGCAGACAAAAGCGUGGACAGUCUGAGAAGCCUGAGUACUAGAAGCAGUGGUUCAACAGAAAGCUACUGCAGUGGGACUGAUCGUGACACUAACAGUACCAUCAGUAGCUAUAAAAGUGAACAUACUAGCUCAACACACAUAGAAAGUGUGCUGUCGGAGCAUGAGGAAGAGUCUCCCAGAGAAGAAGAAAAGGAUGGUAAGAAAAAGGACUGUGGUGUUGACUCAGAGGAUGACAGUAGUUCUACUACUGACAAAAGGACUAGUAGCGAAAGGACUGCUGUGGAAUUGAGCUCUAACAGCGGAGUUCAAGAGGUAAAGGGUUCUAAUGGAUCUGAUGAGCUGCACGGUCAGAAAGGUCUUAGUGCCUCUGCUUCAGAAGAGGCCAAUAAGAACCCACAUGCCAAUGAACUGACUACACAAGCUGACAGGACACCUGGGAAGUCUGCUGAACAAAGAGAUGAGCAGAGUGAGAAACUAGCUGUGCUAGUAGACUCAAGAGCUUGUAAAGAAACUGGUGGGAAGCAAAAAGAAGGAGAUGUUCGACCAAAGUCUUCUAGCUUAAUACAUCGAACGGCCUCUACCCACAAGUCCAGCCGGAGACGGACAGGAAAAAAACGGGCUAGUAGUUUUGAUUCAAGUCGGCACAGGGAAUAUGUUUCCUUCCGAGGUGUAUCUGGUACUAAACCCCACAGUGCUGUGUUUUGUCACGAUGAGGACUCCAGUGAUCAAAGUGACUUAAGCAGGACAUCAAGUAUGCAGUCAGCUCACCAGUUCAGCAGUGAUAGCUCUUCCAGCACCACAUCCCAUUCAUGCCAGUCUCCUGAGGGAAAGUACAGUGCUCUAAAGACCAAAUACGUUACUAAGGAACGUGGGGGCACAGAUGCUGAAAAUACUCACAAAGCCCACGUAAGCUCUGAAGGAAUUAGCAAAAAGCGAUCUACGCGUCGGACUUCUAGCACAAACAGUGCCAAGAAUCGUGCCAGAGUAUUGAGCCUGGACAGUGGUACUGUAGCUUGCUUAAAUGACCCAAAUAGUCUAAUGGCACCAGGUAACAUAAAACAGUUAACCACUUCAAAAUCUGAUCUGGAAGCCAAAGAGGGAGAGGUGCUAGAUGAGCUAUCUCUGCUGGGAAGGGCUUCACACUUAGAGUCAGUCACUCGUUCUAGGAAUAGCUUACCAAGCCAGGCUACGUUUCCUGAAGGGGAAGAGCAAGAAUCAGCAAGUGGAGCAGCACAAGCCAGCGAGGAGACUGUCACAUUUCGCCGUGAACGCAGCACAUUUAGGCGUCAGGCAGUACGACGCCGGCACAAUGCAGGGAGUAACCCUACCCCUCCUACAUUGCUCAUCGGAUCACCCCUCAGCCUUCAAGAUGGUCAGCAAGGCCAGCAGCCCUCCUCGCAGGCCAAAGGGCAGUCCCGCCCCCCCUCCCAGGCAGCUGUGCUCAGCGCUAGCACCUCCUUGCUGGUGAGAAAUGGGAGUGUCCACUUAGAAGCAUCACAUGCCACUGCAUCUGCUGUAGGCGGUAGCAGUUUGCACGAUGGACUUGGUAAGUUCAGUUCUACGCUCUACGAGACAGGGGGCUGCGACAUGUCACUUGUGAACUUUGAGCCAGCUGCAAGAAGAGCAUCUAACAUCUGUGACACGGACUCUCACGUAUCGAGUUCUACCUCAGUUCGCUUUUACCCACAUGAUCUACUUUCUCUUCCCCAGAUCAGGUUGAACAGGCUGCUAACCAUAGAUACAGAUCUGCUGGAGCAGCAAGAUAUUGACCUGAGCCCUGACCUUCAGGACCACAUGCAACCUCAAGAGGAAGCAGCUCAAAAAGUCAAGCAGUACUAUCGCUUUUGGAUACUGCCUAAACUUUGGAUUAGCAUAAAUUUUGAUAGAUUAACUCUUCUGGCUUUAUUUGAUAGGAACCGUGAGAUCCUUGAAAACGUAUUAGCUGUCAUCCUAGCUAUUCUAGUUGCGUUUCUGGGCUCUGUACUUCUUAUUGAGGGCUUUUUCAAGGAUAUUUGGGUCUUCCAGUUCUGCCUGGUAAUAGCCAGUUGUCAGUACUCACUGUUGAAGAGUGUUCAGCCAGAUUCUUCUUCCCCUCGACAUGGUCAUAAUCGUAUCAUAGCCUAUAGUAGGCCUGUAUAUUUCUGUUUAUGUUGUGGUCUUAUUUGGCUGUUGGAUUAUGGCAGCAGAAACAUAUCUACAACAAGAUUCAGGUUGUAUGGAAUGGCUUUCACCAAUCCAUUGCUGCUGCUGUCAGCCAGAGACUUAAUUAUAGUGUUUACACUAUGUUUCCCCAUAGUAUUCUUCAUUGGUCUCCUGCCUCAGGUGAAUACAUUUGUGAUGUAUCUCUGUGAACAGCUGGAUAUUCAUGUCUUUGGUGGCAAUGCUACCACAAGCCUGCUUGCAGCACUUUACAGUUUUAUCUGUAGUAUUGUGGCAGUAGCGUUGUUGUAUGGACUGUGCUAUGGUGCCCUGAAGGAUUCUUGGGAUGGGCAGCAUAUUCCAGUUCUCUUCUCCAUAUUUUGUGGGUUGUUAGUGGCAAUAUCAUAUCAUCUCAGCAGACAAAGUAGUGACCCUUCUGUACUUUUCUCUUUAGUGCAAUCAAAAUUUUUUCCUAAUUCUGAAGACAAAAACCCUGAGGAUCCUCUGUCUGAAGUGAAAGAUCCUUUACCUGAAAAGCUUAGAAACUCUGUGAGUGAAAGAUUGCAGUCUGACCUGAUUGUGUGUAUAGUCAUCGGUGUACUCUAUUUUGCAAUUCAUGUCAGUACAGUAUUUACAGUUUUACAGCCUAUUUUAAGUUAUGUUCUCUAUGCAUUGGUGGGUACGGUAGGCUUUGUGACCCAUUAUGUUCUGCCUCAACUCCGAAAGCAACUUCCUUGGCAUUGCUUUUCUCACCCAUUGUUGAAAACCAAGGAAUACUAUCAGUUUGAAGUCCGAAAUGCUGCACAUGUUAUGUGGUUUGAGAAACUUCACAUUUGGCUCCUUUUUGUAGAGAAAAAUGUUAUCUAUCCACUGAUAGUCCUCAAUGAGCUGAGUAGCAGCGCUAAGAAUAUUGCUAGUCCAAAGAAACUGGAUACUGAGUUGGGUGCUUUAAUGAUCACAAUAGCUGGCUUGAAGUUACUGCGUUCAUCAUUCAGUAGCCCAACGUGCCAGUAUGUCACUGUUAUUUUCACAGUGCUCUUCUUUACUUUUGAUUACAAAAGUUUUACUGAGACCAUGCUGCUAGAUCUCUUCUUCAUGUCCAUACUCUUCAGCAAGCUUUGGGAACUCUUUUAUAAGUUGAGAUUUGUAUAUACCUACAUUGCUCCCUGGCAGAUCACGUGGGGAUCUGCCUUCCAUGCUUUUGCCCAGCCCUUUGCUGUGCCACAUUCUGCAAUGUUGUUUGUCCAAGCAGCUGUGUCAGCUUUCUUCUCUACUCCACUGAAUCCUUUCCUGGGAAGUGCAAUAUUUAUCACUUCUUAUGCCAGACCUGUCAAAUUCUGGGAGAGAGACUACAACACAAAGCGUGUGGAUCAUUCAAAUACAAGGCUGGCUUCACAGCUUGAUCGAAAUCCAGGCUCAGAUGAUAACAACCUGAAUUCAAUCUUCUAUGAACAUUUAACCCGUUCCCUUCAGCACAGCCUAUGUGGAGACUUGUUAUUGGGUCGGUGGGGAAACUACAGUACUGGGGACUGCUUCAUCCUAGCCUCUGACUACCUCAAUGCACUAGUACACCUUAUAGAGAUAGGAAAUGGCUUGGUCACCUUCCAGCUCAGAGGGCUUGAAUUCAGAGGAACUUAUUGUCAGCAAAGAGAAGUAGAGGCCAUCACUGAAGGUGUAGAAGAAGAUGAAGGUUUCUGUUGCUGUGAACCUGGCCACCUCCCUCACAUGCUUUCCUUUAAUGCUGCCUUUGGACAACGUUGGCUGGCUUGGGAAGUGCUUGUGACAAAGUAUGUUCUGGAGGGUUAUAGUAUCACUGACAACAGUGCAGCUUCCAUGCUUCAAGUCUUUGAUCUCCGGAAAAUUCUCACCACUUACUAUGUGAAGGGAAUCAUCUAUUAUGUCACAACUUCCCCCAAGUUAGAGGAAUGGUUAGCUAAUGAGACCAUGCAGGAAGGACUGCGGUUGUGCACAGACCGCAAUUAUGUUGAUGUAGACCCAACAUUUAACCCCAAUAUUGAUGAGGAUUAUGACCACCGUCUGGCAGGGAUCUCAAGAGAGAGUUUCUGUAUGAUUUAUUUGAACUGGAUAGAAUACUGCUGCUCUCGAAGAGAAAAGCCACUGGAUUCAAGUAAGGAUUCACCCCUUGUUACACUCUGUUAUGGACUGUGUGUUCUGGGGCGGAGAGCAUUGGGAACAGCUUCACAUCAUAUGUCUAGUAACCUGGAAUCCUUCUUGUAUGGCCUACAUGCCCUAUUUAAGGGUGACUUUCGUAUAUCUUCAAUUCGAGAUGAAUGGAUCUUUGCUGACAUGGAAUUGCUGAGGAAGGUAGUCGUUCCUGGAAUACGAAUGUCACUUAAACUACAUCAGGAUCACUUCACUUCUCCAGAUGAAUAUGAUGAUCCUUCUGUCCUCUAUGAAGCCAUAACAACCCACGAAGAAAAUCUAGUUAUAGCACAUGAAGGAGACCCUGCUUGGAGGAGUGCUGUUCUUUCCAAUUCUCCCUCCCUACUUGCCUUGCGUCAUGUGAUGGAUGAUGGCACCAACGAAUAUAAAAUCAUUAUGCUGAAUAAGCGAUAUCUCAGUUUCAGGGUCAUUAAGGUGAAUAAGGAGUGUGUGCGUGGCCUGUGGGCAGGACAACAGCAGGAACUUGUCUUCCUGCGCAAUCGCAAUCCAGAAAGAGGAAGUAUCCAAAAUGCAAAACAAGCUCUGAGGAAUAUGAUCAACUCUUCUUGUGACCAGCCAAUUGGAUACCCCAUCUAUGUCUCACCUUUGACUACUUCCUAUUCAGAUAGUCAUGAACAGCUUAAGGAGAUUCUUGGGGGAGCUAUCAGCUUAGGAAAUAUAAGAAACUUCAUAGUGUCUACGUGGCACAGACUAAGGAAAGGUUGUGGAGCUGGCUGUAACAGUGGUGGAAAUAUUGAAGAUUCAGAUGCUGGAGGUGGGGCUUCUUGCACAAGUAACAAUGCCACCAUCAACGAGUCGCAGAGCAGCAUGUCACAAGGAGGAGGGAAUGCAACUACGGGGCAGGGACCUGGAGCAGUACAGCACCCUCCUGUUGCACCUCAUCCCACAGCUCUUCCUGCAGCUCACCCACCAACUCAUCCAGCUACUCUAGGCACCAGUCACAGUUCUCACUCUGUGCAGUCAAGCCUUGUGAGACAUUCCCCUGCCCGUGCCUCAGUAGCUAGCCAUUCAUCUUAUUGCUACGGCAGUCGUCAUUCAUCUCUUCGCACGUCCACAACAGGCUUUGUGCCUUGUCGGCGCUCUUCCACCAGCCAGAUAUCCCUUCGUAACCUCCCAUCAUCCAUCCAGUCCCGCCUAUCUAUGGUCAACCAAAUGGAACCUACUGGCCAGACUGGGGUCAGCGCGCAGCACGGCCUGCCCUCUUCUAGCAGCUCCAGCCAAAGCAUCCCAGCCUGUAAACAGCAUGCCCUUGUGGGCUUUCUAGGGACAGAAGGAGGAAGUAAUGCUACUGAAACUCAGUCGGGUGGUAAUGCAAGCCCUGCAAAUCAAAUGCAAGCCAAAAAGGAUGACGUUAUUUACAGAAUCCAGUUAAUGGAUCCCAGUCAAGUACUGGAAGGGAUCAACGUGUCAAAAAGGAAAGAGCUGCAGUGGCCAGAUGAGGUGAUACGGCUAAAAGCUGGAAGAAACAGCUGGAAAGAUUGGAGUCCUCAGGAAGGCAUGGAAGGCCAUGUGAUUCACCGCUGGGUGCCUUGCAGCAGAGAUCCAAGUAGUCGGUCCCACAUAGAUAAGACCAUCCUGCUGGUUCAGAUUGAAGAUAAAUAUGUUGCUGUUGUUGAAACUGGAGUCCUUGAACUUGGGGCUGAAGUGUAAAUCUCCAAGACUUAAACUUCCCCUUCUCCAGCAGUUCAGAAAAGAGAAGGGUCCAGAAGCAGCAGCUCCCAGGACAUAUAACUUCGGUCCAGUUGUAGGAAAGGACUUGAAACACAGCUUUGUCUAAGUCCCUUUCCCCAAAUAAACAAGUGUAAGAAAUUUUUAAGUUGUUAGCUGCUGAAGAAACAUUUGCAUGAAGGAUAGAUUUGUUGAGACAUAUCUUUUUGUUUAUAAAUUUUGUUUAUGCAUUGCGUAAUGCUUUAAAUCAACAAACUUUUCGGUUCUAAGAUCAGAGCACCUCAUAUUUUUCUAAUUGUUUUGCCAAAAAUUGCCAUGUCUUGUCACAGAGUGCGUGGAAUUCAUCCACCUUAUUUUAAAGAAAUUGACUACAAACCUUCAGUUUGGUGAAACACAGUGUAAAGGUUUCAGGAGUGGCAAGAAGAGACUGAACAGAUGUAUAGAUUCUUAUUCCUUAUGAGCUAAAACAUUAAUGAGAACUGCACUAAUUUUUUUACAGCAAUGCACUAAAAACAACCCUGAGAUUGCUGAGAACAUUUAUUUAUAUAUAUAAAUAUAAGUAUAUAAAAUACCAUUAUUUAAAUUGCCUUUGGGAUUAAUCCCCUCCCUCUCCAUAUACAUGUUGAUGGUAAGGGCUGUGCCAUGGGUUUGGUUCUAUGUUCUGUAUUUCGUACAAGUGCAUUUGCUGCAUUCUCUUCACAAUAAAUGGUAAAAUAACAAAUAUAUAGAAAUGUACCUGAGUAUCCCUGUACUACAUCAGAAUCUAUUGUGGUGGCAGUGGUACCUCCAAUCUAUACAACACGUCCAGCUUUAAAGUGGGCCCCAGUACAUGAUCUUUCAUCUGUCCUCCCUUAGCUGGCUUUGGCUACCUUGCUUCUUUACACCCAGAGCUGGCUAUGUUGUUUCAUCAGCUCUUCUCUGGCAGAGAGUUGUCUGAGAUUUGUAGGGUAGGUGCAGGUCCAUGAUGACCUUCCUGGAUACUUGAAGGUUUUUUGAUUCUGUUCAAUUAAAAAUAAAAUCUUUUAAAAGGCUUUUAUAGAAGGCACAGCCCUAAACUUGUAUCACUUUUACCACCUUGCCUUUUCUUUCCCUUUAGUCUUCAUUCUUUUCUAUGACUUGAAUUUUAUUUUCUGUGAUUAUAUAUUCUAUGUAAGUGUAAUUUGAGUAUUUAUAACUGUGAAGUUGAAUUAUUCAUGUGUUACAUAUCCUAGGUUUUAUUGUAUUUUUUUAAAUGUGUGUAUUCAGGGAAACACGUAACUCAGAACUAUCAUGGGAGUGUGAGAGGGAAACUGGUUUGGUUUUGACUUGCAGUUCCUAUGACUCACUUCUCUUAAUCCAUAAGAAAAAAACGUACCUGUUGUGAUUGUUUCCUGUUUCUGAUCUGUAAUUAUGUAGGAUUCUGUGCAGAAUCUGCACACAGUCCUAACUAGCUUUUGGGAGCAGCCAUCUUCUUCCCAGUCACCUUUGCUUCUCUGAGUAAUGUAACCAGAAGAGACUUCUGAUGUACCACAGAGGUUAUUGGAAUUAUUUCUCUGACAUCAGAGAAACCAUAUCCAUUAAGUACCUAAUGUAAGAGUGAAAUUAUAUGGCAUGAGGAGGAAAAAAAAUGAAAGAAACAGCUACCUAGAAAUUAUUGGUGUUCUAAGUUCAGUCACUGCUUUGUAGCCAUGAAAGGGUAAUGGUGUGUGCCUGGUAGCUGGUCCAUUGUUAAACCUUCCCAGUGAAUUAUACUGGGGCCUUGCUUACGUCGUACUCUAUGCAAAUUUAUACUUCAAGUACUGUGCAUUUUCCAAUUGCAUUCUACUAUUUGGCUUAUGUAUAUUCAGUCAUAUUUAACCCUGUUAGAAAUGCACAGUUCUGGGUCUGCCACCAUUGAAAUAAUCUUGCUGUUCCACGUAGUUUAUCAUAUGUGCACAUGGUAGUGUAGUUAACUUCACCUCCUGUGUAUCGGAAAGUGUAGUACUGUAAAUGAAGCUUGGUCAGCAGUCCAGUAAUUUUGCUGUCAGGAACAAAGAAUAUGUGUAUGUUUUAAAUUGAAGAUGUUUUAGUUAAGGUUUUAUUGUGUGUCCUUUCCCACAGGUGAAUUACAGGGUUUCCCGUAUCAUUAAGAAUAUCGCUUCAUAAAGGGUCUUUAGAAAUAAGACAUUGUUUGGAAAUAGGCACCCACUUGAUAUUAGUUGCAGAAAAGUUUUUUUUUCUUGUACUGAAGCCUUGAGGUAAACAAAUGACUGAAAAACAAAAUAGACACUUGCUUCAGUCAAGUUUAUAAGAGAUAAAACAACUUUCAGUAUGUUAACCCUGGUACUGAACAGCCUAUUUCACAGUCUUCAGUGUGAGAAUUUCAGAGUCCUCAGUGUGAGAUGAUGGCGAUGUCCACUGUCCUGCUGGUAAUAGACGAGAAGGGAAUUAAUGACUUGGUAACAUAACAAUUCUAGAGAAUAUGUAACUGCCUAGAAUUAGGUCAGCAAACAGCAUAUGAGAAAAAGGCUUUUCCUAAGGGACAAAGAGAAUUGAUAGGUCUUUAUAUUUUUUUAAUUCUUUCAGGCUUUUAGUGUGUUGCGUUCAGAAAAUUUAUUUUAAUGUGGCCAGUUACGAGGUUAAUAGAUUCUUUCAGAUAUUCAGCAAACACCUGUUGUGAAGCAGUUUACAUAGUGCUCCUACCUGUACAGGAUCUGCUCAACAAAAGUUACCUAUUUGCGAUUCCACUAUUCUGUAAGGCUUUGGAAAAUUAACUUUUUUCCUAAUUUUUCCUGCAUUCUGAACUCUCAAGGUUGAUAUGAUUUGUGUGUUGGUUUGUGCAAGGUUUGCGUCUUGGUUCCAUUGUGAGAGUGACAAAAGCAUUUGUUUUCUUCUCCCUCCCCCCAGGACAGAUCUGUCUGUGGAAAACUGUUCUGGAUGGAGAUAAUUUUGUUGUCCUUUUCUGUUCUCUGUUUUUUGUCUUCACAUGGUAUUUUUCUCCUGUUGUGGGUGUAGAUAGGAUGACUAUUUUCAAAGUAGUCCUGUCAGUCCGGAUUGAGCUCGGCAUAGAAUGGGUUUGUUUUUUCCUAAGUUUUCAUGAAAACCUGUUAGGAUGGAUGAGAGCUUUAGCUCUGUCCACUUCCAUUGUGUGAUAAUUUCUUGCCAUAAGAACAUUCCAGCUAAGUCCUGUUGUAUUAGCUUUCAGAGAGAUCCCCAUCUGUGUUUCCGCAUUUUUCCUUAAAGGUGGCGUCUAUGUAUACAUACAUGCUUACUGCUUCCUACAACAAAUAAUUGCAGAAAAGUGUUUAAAAGCCGCACUAAUUGGUUUGUGUCCAUCAGUUAAAAACAAAGCUGUUUAAGCCUUUUCAUACUUCACUUGCCUGUGAAAUCUUUUUUUAAAAUGGUGUGAAGUUUAAAACAAAACAAAACUGAGAUGUGUAUGUGACGCUAUGAAUACCUAUAAUUGUGCCACUUAUGCUGUAUGUGAUAAUUGUGCUGAAUUCUCUUGUGAUUCAGCAUCUCUGAAGUUAUUUCAGAGUAGGUAGGAGAACAAGGAGAAAUAUGUAUUUAGUUCCAUCUAGAUUGAAUGGUUCAUAUAGCCACUUUGCUGGGACAUCUGGCAUGUUUCUGAGUGGUGACCUCAGUUUUCCCACCAGCUGUGUAACUUAUCCCCAGGGCACUCCUUAACACUGCAUUCACAACCCUUGUGGGAACCGAAGAACUCUUCUGAGAAGCCUAGAUGACUGGUGAGGUGAAAGAUGAAAACUGCUGCGGCACAGAUCCAUGCCCUUGGCUGUUUGGCAAGUGGCCAUAAAGCUUUGCCUGGAAUAGGGUGAGGGGGGAGAAGAGAUGCCUUACAAUCAGAUCCAACUUCAGAUCAUUUCUCUGAUAAUACACACCAUACAACCUAGGAGUGUAGAUAGAAAAACACUGCUUUAAAGAUCUUUCUCAAUUACAGGACUCUCCAUUAACAAAAAUGGAGCAGGAUAGAUUUCAUUUCUUACAAUUAAUAUUACUCAAAUAUUAUUCUACUUAUAUUGGAUUUGGGGUUAUACCACCACAGGUUUUAUGUACUUAAUUUUAUUAAGGAGUUUUAUACCUAUUAUAUAGGCAUCUAUUCUUUUCUUGUCUGGCUUGGUAUUUGAUAACCUAAUGCAGUACAUUCAGUGAAGCUGGACUCUUUCGGGAGUUACACUGGUAAUUACUGGUGCCUUAGUAAAAAAGUGGGUACAUAACACCUUGGUGGAAAGUAAAGCAUGUGGCUUGUUUCACCCCAGCAUGAUAUGCAUAUUUCCAAGAGGUGAUUAAGAUGGCUGCUCCAAAAGAGUUCAGGAGGAUACAUACAUCACUCACAGUCACAAACACCCGAAUAUGAGCAGUUUGUAUGACUUCUGGUAUGUACAGGUUCAAAAGAUACUCCCCGUACACUUAGUCCACAAUGCUGGAUGACGGCGAUCAAGUAGCUGGAUAUGUUAACGACUUAGAUAAAGAUCCCCCCACACCAACCCCCAAAAAAGUGACAACAAGCUGCUGAAUAGGAAGGAGUAAGAGGAGAGGAGAGUGUAAAUGAGAGGAUGGCAUUGGUUUUAAUGGACAAUGAAAAUAUAUGUAUUUCCUCUACCAGCAAAUGGAUACCUUGCCAGGGAUAGGGAUAUAUGUACCUGCGUGUCUGUGAGUGUGUGUAUGUGCCUGCGUGUGUUUCUGGAAACAGCCUGUAAAUAUUGUAGCUGUUGAAAAUGGAAAAGGCAGAGAGCUUUUUGCAACAUGUUGCAGCAAAAGGACAGUAUUGACAGUGGAGAAACACUGAGAAAUAAAAAACUUUUUUCA
Molecule: messenger RNA, 12024 nt
Organism: Oxyura jamaicensis (ruddy duck)
Lineage: Eukaryota; Metazoa; Chordata; Aves; Anseriformes; Anatidae
Gene: PCNX1
Product: pecanex 1
Exons: 36
Coding region: 172-7221 (2349 amino acids)
Cellular component (GO): membrane
Source: RefSeq, a predicted model, not a curated record